UUAUGAUUUAUUAAUUAAUAUGCUAUUAAUAUUUGAAUCCAUAAUUGCUUUUUCUUUUAUUAUNAGAAUCAUGGUUGAAUAAUCGAAAACCAUCAUUAAUUUAUUAUUUUUAUGGAAUUGAUGAUUAUUCUCAUCAUUCAUUACCUAUACCUGAUUAACCAUUCUUACAAAAUUAUAAUUCUGAUUAUGAUGAAUUAUAUUAUAUACUUACAGAAUGUAGAGUAAGAAAAACUCCAUAAGAAUAAGAUAUUAUGAGAUAUAUUUGUAAAAUUAGUAGUGAGGCUCAUGAAUUGGUUAUUAAAAACAUAAGAAAAGGAAAUAAAGAAUAUUAAAUGGAAGCUUUAUAUUAAUAUCAUACAUUUAUAAAUCAUGGUUGUCGAUUUACACCUUAUGAAUGUAUCUGUGCAUCUGGUACAAAUGGUUCUGUUUUACACUAUGAAGAAAAUUCAAAAACAAUUAAUGAAAGGGAACUUAUAUUAAAUGAUAUGGGAGGUAAGUUCUAUGGAUAUUGCAGUGAUAUUACAGUAACUUUUCCUAGUGAUGGAAGAUUUACAUAAAAAUAAGCUAUUAUUUAUAAUGCUGUUCUUGAUACUCAAAGAUAAGUUCAUAAUUCCUUAAAAGUUGGAGUCAAUUGGGGAGAUAUGUAAUUAUUGGCUGAAAGAACAAUAACUAAACAUCUAUAUAAUGCAGGUUUAAUUAAGGGAUCAAUGGAAGAUCUUAUAAAAAAUAGUAUUUGUAGAUUAUUCUUUCCCCAUGGAUUAGGUCAUAUGUUAGGUUUAAGAACUCAUGAUGUUGGAGGAUAUAAUAAAGGUACUCCUCCAAAAAUACCAGGUUUUAUUAUUUAUUUAAUAUAGAAUUAUCUUAAUUAUAAUUUCGUAGAGAUUUGGAUGUAGGAAUGAUAUUUACUAAUGAACCUGGAAUUUAUUUCAUUGAUUUCAUAUUACAAGAAGCUUAUAAAGAUCCUAAUAAAAUGAAAUAUUUGAAUAAAGAAAGAAUUUAAGAAUUUAUGCAUGUAGGAGGUGUAAGAUUAGAAGAUGACAUAUUAUUAACAGCUAAUGGUCCAGAAAUACUUAAUGAUGUACCUAGAACUAUUAAAUAAGUUGAAGCAUGUUGGAGAGGUGAAGAUUGGAGAUAAAUAAAUGAUUGA
Paramecium pentaurelia is the source of this 1147-nucleotide messenger RNA. The record is from the annotation of a GenBank genome assembly. Lineage: Eukaryota; Ciliophora; Oligohymenophorea; Peniculida; Parameciidae.